UCUCCAGGCUUUUACCUCCAGGAUCCUGGGCACCUGGCCUAUCAGCUUUUGAAGCCUUGGGAUCCUGGAGCCGGACAGUAUUUCUUGACUCUUCUGAGAGACCCAAUCAAUCUCCUGGCCGGCUGCCCCACCAGGAACACAACCCCAGAGGCUAUGCCCAGGAGAUUGGGAGCCACCCCAGCACUAAGGCCCAGGCACAGGGGUCACAGCAGCAGCGGGGCAAGGAGGGUCCCAGCUAUGCCAAAAAAGUUGCACUCUGGCUUGCUGGGCUGCUUGGGGCCGGAGGGACCGUGAGUGUCGUCUAUAUCUUCGGAAACAACUCUGUGGAUGAAAGUGGUGCCAAGAUUCCUGAUGAAUUCGACAAUGAUCCAAUUCUGGUACAACAGUUGCGCCGGACAUACAAAUAUUUCAAAGAUUAUAGACAGAUGAUCAUCGAGCCCACCAGCCCCUGCCUUCUCCCAGACCCUCUGCGGGAGCCGUACUACCAGCCGCCCUACACACUGGUCUUGGAGCUCACUGGUGUCCUCUUGCACCCUGAGUGGUCGCUGGCCACUGGCUGGAGGUUUAAGAAGCGUCCAGGCAUCGAGACCUUAUUCCAGCAGCUUGCCCCUUUGUAUGAAAUUGUCAUCUUUACGUCAGAGACUGGCAUGACAGCGUUUCCGCUCAUCGACAGUGUGGACCCCCAUGGCUUCAUCUCCUACCGCCUCUUCCGGGACGCCACACGAUAUAUGGAUGGGCACCAUGUUAAGGAUAUUUCCUGUCUGAAUCGGGACCCAGCCCGUGUGGUGGUUGUGGACUGCAAAAAGGAAGCCUUUCGCCUACAGCCCUACAAUGGUGUUGCCUUGCGGCCCUGGGACGGCAACUCUGAUGACCGGGUCUUGUUGGAUCUGUCUGCCUUUCUCAAGACCAUCGCGUUGAAUGGUGUGGAGGAUGUCCGGACUGUGCUGGAGCACUACGCCCUCGAGGACGACCCACUGGAGGCUUUCAAACAGCGGCAAAGCCGGCUAGAGCAGGAAGAGCAGCAGCGCCUGGCAGAGCUCUCCAAAUCCAGCAAGCAGAACCUCUUCUUCAGCUCUCUCACUAGCCGCUUGUGGCCUCGCUCCAAACAGCCCUGACCUCUGGGCCUCCUCAAACUCGGUGCCUGGGUCCCGGACCCAGGCUGCAGUGCUCCCAGACCACGGCUUGGGCAGCCACGUGUCCAAUAAAGUCCAUCACAGAUGCCAUA
Molecule: messenger RNA, 1225 nt
Organism: Phyllostomus hastatus (greater spear-nosed bat)
Lineage: Eukaryota; Metazoa; Chordata; Mammalia; Chiroptera; Phyllostomidae
Gene: TIMM50
Product: translocase of inner mitochondrial membrane 50
Exons: 11
Coding region: 426-1115 (229 amino acids)
Molecular function (GO): phosphoprotein phosphatase activity
Source: RefSeq, a predicted model, not a curated record